CUCCGUCUGAAAACCUUGGCCGAAAGGGUUGUAGACAUGGCGGCCAUCAGGAUGGGAAAACUGACAACCAUGCCUGCAGGUCUGAUAUAUGCAUCUGUAAGUGUACAUGCAGCCAAACAAGAGGAAUCCAAAAAGCAGCUAGUGAAACCAGAGCAGCUCCCCAUAUAUACUGCACCACCGCUCCAGUCUAAAUAUGUUGAAGAGCAGCCUGGUCAUUUACAAAUGGGCUUUGCUUCCAUCCGCACUGCAACUGGUUGUUACAUUGGCUGGUGCAAGGGUGUUUAUGUCUUUGUGAAAAAUGGGAUAAUGGAUACAGUACAAUUUGGAAAAGAUGCUUAUGUCUAUCUGAAGAAUCCUCCUCGAGAUUUUCUUCCGAAAAUGGGAGUUAUUACAGUUUCAGGAUUGGCGGGCUUGGUUUCAGCGAGAAAAGGUUCCAAGUUUAAGAAAAUUACUUAUCCUCUGGGACUGGCCACUUUAGGAGCAACUGUUUGCUACCCAGUUCAGUCCGUAAUAAUUGCUAAGGUAACAGCAAAAAAGGUAUAUGCUACAAGCCAGCAAAUUUUUGGAGCAGUUAAAUCAUUGUGGACAAAAAGCAGCAAAGAAGAGUCACUCCCUAAACCUAAAGAAAAAACUAAGCUAGGAUCCUCUUCCGAAAUAGAAGUACCUGCAAAAACAACUCACGUCUUGAAACACUCAGUGCCCUUGCCAACAGAACUCAGCUCUGAAGCAAAGACCAAAUCAGAAUCCACUUCAGGUUUGUUGGGUGCAACCCAGUUUAUGCCUGACCCCAAGCUCAUGGAUCACGGGCAGUCCCACCCAGAAGAUAUAGAUAUGUACAGCACUAGAAGCUGAAGUAGACUGCAUGCAGAGACUACACAGAAAACUACAAGAUGUGUGGCGUUGCAAAUAAUGAUGAAAAUAAAUCAUGUAAUGGGUAACUGAUACAUAGAGUAUUACCUAAACCAAGUUUCUCCCUUACAUUUCCAAAUAUGCCAUUUGAUAAAUUACAUAAGUGGUUAACACACAAACUGUGAAUGCAGUGUAAACAAUAUUAAAUGAUUGAUGAGGAGACUUAGGUAGAAGUAUUAGCUUGCAUUUGAUGACCUUUAAGGGCACUUAAAAAAAAAUGAAGACAUGAAUUCUAGUGAGAUUAAAAUCUAAAAAUACAUAUAUAUAUAUGUAUGUAUAAAUACAUACAUAUUUAUACAUGUAUAAAUACGUAUUUAUACAUAUAUGUAUAAAUACAUAUACAUAUAUGUAUAAAUACAUAUACAUAUUUAUACAUAUAUGUAUAAAUACAUACAUAUUUAUACAUAUAUGUAUAAAUACAUACAUAUUUAUACAUAUAUGUAUAAAUACAUACAUAUUUAUACAUAUAUAUGUAUAAAUACAUACAUAUUUAUACAUAUAAACAUAUAUUUCUGCUCUAGCUUUCCCAGAUUAAUGCUAGUUAAAUUAGAAUGGUGUAUGGAAAGGUGUGUUUCCCUCUGUUUUUUUUUUUUUUUUUUUUUUUUUUUUUCCCAUUUCCUAGAGCUGGAAUAAAAUAUCCAUGUUUUAUGGGACUUGAGCUUGGCUUUGUCCCUUGGUUUUGUUAAUGUUAAUUCCUCUUAAAUAUCUAAAAACAUCUCUACCUAUUUGAGAGGGCCAUAUGCUACACAGGCUUCCUAAUACUGCUUAGCAAUCCUUCUACUGGUUCCUAAGUGGUUUACUAUUGUGUUCCCUGGAAGAGGUAUUACAAACGUUUUAUUCUUCUCAAGCCUCUUAGAACUGUCAAAGUUGACUGUGCCUCCUAUUUCAUAGAGAAAAAACUAAAUUAUUAGAUAUGACCAUUCCCAAAACUUCUUCCCAUCUACCUUCAAGACUUACCUCUUUUCAGCCAUGCAUCCCCCUUUUCUAAGACAUGCUUCUCUUUGUGUUCUUGACCUCAUUCCUUCCCAUCUAAGACCAUAUUCCACCCUGUUUAAUUUCUAGUCUUCGGUUUCUCUUUUUACAGUGAGCAAAUUAGAAGAAUAGGUUAGAAGAAUAGGGUAGUAGAUACUGUAGUUUCUUUCCUCCACCUCUACAUAGCUGCAGGUCUUCUCUGUCUUAAAUCAACAAUAACAAAACAAGACAAAAACCUUUCCUUAACUUGGCCUCUUCCCUUGAACUAUUUUUUCUCUCUCCUUCCUAUAAUUGUUAUACUUCUUUAAAAAGUAAUUGUUACUUUUUGACAAAAGUAAAUAUUGUCCCUUUUUUCCCUACUUUCAAGUCCUCUCUGUCUUGUGACAUUCUGGCCUCCAUACCUGCUUAAUUUUUUUUGAGAUGGGGUCUUGCUCUGUUGCCCAGGCUGGAGUGCAGUGGCACAAACACAGCUCACUGCAACCUCCACCUCCCAGGAUCAAGCAAUCCUCCCAUCUCACCCUCCCAAGUAGCUGGGACUAUAGGCACCCGCCACCAUGCCUAAUUUUUUGUAUUUUUGGUAGUGACAGGGUUUCACCAUGUUGUCCAGGCUGGUCUCGAACUCCUGAGCUCAAGCAUCUGUCCGACUCAGCCUACCACAGUGUUGGGAUUACAGGCGUGAGCCACCGCACCCAGCCCCUACUUGAAUUUUUAUGUCAUUAUUGACUCUUCACCACUCUCUCCUUGAGACUCACUUAUCCCUUUGCUCUCUAUUUUUCCUGCUUUUGUUAUUCUUCAUUUUUCUUCUCUUGCUCUGAAUCCCUUAAAUGCUGAGGCUGCUCAAGUUUCAUCCCUAGUCCUAUUUUCUCAUUCUAUAUGCACACUCAUUUUUCAUUUAACAGACUUCACUGGCUUCAGGCACCAUUUGUUUUAUUAUUCAUAUUUUCAACCCCCAUAUCUCUCUAGUGCUGUAGACCUUUAUUUCUACUUACUAGUUAUAUUCACCUAACAUCCCAUAGAUAUGCCAAUGUCAAUGUGCCUAAAACAAAAUUGUCUCUACCUCCCGCUCCUUCAAAUCUAUUCUGUCUUCUCUAAUCCUAUAAUUACUCUCCCUCAAGUCAUCAUCAUCACUUUUCUGGGUUACUGUAAUAGCCUUCAGGCUAAUUUGCUCACUGUCAAUCUUGCUGUCUCUCAUUUCAGAAUAUGUUCUGCUUGCAGGUGACAGUAAACUAGUUAAACAAAUAUUUAAUAUUAGCUUAAGCAAAAAAAAAAAAAAAGGCCUAUCCUAUUUAUAGCCUAGAAUUAGGCAGUAUAGGGUUGGGACAGUGGCUCAUUGGUGCUAUCAAGGACGUAGACUUUUUCUCUUUCCACUCUGUCCUCUACAGCAUGCUGGUUUGUCACCUCAUGGUCACAAGAUGUCUGCUGUACCUCCAGGGAGCAGAUACACAUUCAAAGUAGGAAAUAGCAGAUAAAAAUGUACACAAGAUGCGUCUGACUCCCUUUUACCAGAAAAGUAAAUGCUUUCUUAGAAUCUCCUCAGAAGACCUCUGUGUAUAUCUCAACCAGUACUUGUCAUAUAGCCACACACUUAGCUCAAGGAAGAUAGGGAAUAGGGAAAUCAUGUUUCUUUUCCCCUGUGGUGAGGAAGGCAAGGGGUAAGGGGUUGGGAACAGGUGCUGAAUUAAAGCUAACAUACAGUAUCUACUACCCUAUUCUUCUAACCCAUUUGUCUAUUAUGAUAUAGUUGUCUUGACAACUAUAAUGAAUAGCUGUCUUUCUGAAAUCUUUAGUGGCUCAUCAUUGCCUGCAGAAUCAAAACUCCUUAGUCUGAUAUACAAGGCCCUUCAUAUCUGAUUCCAGCUUACCUUCUAAUCCUAUCUUCCCUCUCCUUACCCACCCUACUGCUAAUGUGUAUUAUAUUGUCUUUAUGACAUACCAUUUGUUUCUUGAACAUGCUUUGCUCAUUAUUGCCUCUUUCUCUGCCUGUGCUAGUGUGUCCUCUUAGAAUGUUCUUCCAUCUUAUCCUGCUCUACAUUCUAACUUCUACCCAUCCUACAAGUCCAAUUCCAGUGUCAUGUUCCCUUUCUCAAUCCUCCAGGGUAGAAUUUAGAUGUUCUGUCUUUUAGAGAUAGGUAUUGCUAUGUUGCCCAGGCUGGUCUCAAACUCAUGGCCUCAAGCGAUCCUCCCACCUCAGCCAACCAGACAUGAGUGACUGUGCUCAGCCUUUUUUAAAAAAAUGAAGGUAUUUGGUAUGGCCGGGUAUGGUGGCUCACACCUAUAAUCCCAGCACUUUGGGAGGCCAAGGUGGGUGAAUCACCUGAGGUCAGGAGUUUGAGACCAGCCUGACCAACAUAGUGAAACCCUGUCUCUACUAAAAACACGCAAAAAGUGCAAAAUUAGCUAGGCGUGGUGGCUCAUGCCUGUAAUUCCAGCUACUUGGGAGGCUGAGGCAGGAGAAUCACUUGAAUCCGGGAGGUGGAGGCUGCAGUGAGCCGAGAUCGUGCCAUUGCACUUCAGCCUGGGCACAAGAACAAAACUCAGUCUCAAAAAAUAAAUAAUAAAAAAUAAAGGUAUAUAAUAUGUCUUAGAUUUGAUGAAAUAUGAGUGUGUUUGAGAUCUGAUCCAAGGUUUUAAAAAAUUCAUUUCAAAUCCUGGAGAUAAAUUCUGAGGAGCUUACUUAUGAAAAACUAGCAAGUGAUAGCUGGUAUUUACAGAUAUGGUACUUUACACAAUUUAUGUAAUUAAUAUUUUCUCACAGACAAGGUUCCUUGUGGAUAUCACUGAAUAAUUUUUGUGUAGUUUCUAUGCCCAUGAAGUGCCUGGUAGGUAGUAGGAACUCACACGUUCUGCUAUGCUGGUUGCAGCACAGGACACAAAAGUUAGAAUUAUUUCAAAGGACUUAUACUCUACUAGGAAAGAGAGAAACAUAGAAAUAUAGUGUUGUAUGUGGUAUCUUCCCUAAGAUAAGUACAACCAAAGAGCUAUGGAUGUUCAGAGAUAGAAUGUAGUACUGGGAUGAUGUCAAGGAGGCAGUGGUACUUAAGCUGCUCAAGGUAGGGAAGCAGUUUACUUGCUAGUUUUUCAUAAGUAAGCUCUUCAGAAUUUAUCUCCAGUAUUUGAAAUGAAUUUUUUUAAACCUCAGAUCUGAAUAUAUUCAAACACCCAUAUUUCAUCAAAUCUAAGGCAUAUCAUAUACCUUUAAUUUAAAAAAAAAUGCUGAGCAGAGUUGCUUAUGUCUGGGAGGCUGAAGUGGGAGGAUUGCUUGAGGCCAAAAGUUUGAGACCAGCCUGAGCAACAUAGCAAGAUCCUGCCUCUAAAAACAAACAAACAAAAAAUGCUGCCAGUUGAUCAUUACAUUUAUCCCGACAUCAGAUAUGUCAAAUUGUGAAAAGCACCUUAAUUUUGAUGAAAUAUGAUAGGUAAAAAAUAGCGCAAAGCUAAGUAUAAGUGACUUUUAAAUUAUCUGCUCUUUUGGAUUAUCACUACUGCUACUAGCCGUUAGAAUAUUGGUUUGGAUAAUGGAAAGUUGACUAGAGCUACAAAAUCUGUUUCAAAAUAAAAGAUCUGCUCAAACAAGAAUGUGAUGAUCACUUGCUGUAUUGUACAACAAAGUCAAACUGCUGUUAGACUCAGGUGACAGUCAAAUGUUGGAGGCUGUGUUGGGAUGAGUUGUUACAAAGCCUCUUUCAUUCUUCCCAUGCCAUGUCCAGGAGUUCUUCUCUGUUAAACCUGAAGAGAUGCCAGCCCUCCUCAGAGGAAAGGUCUAAAGCCCCUCGACUAGUAUAGUAGUUGAUAGAAGCCUGGUUCCAAAUGACGACAAGAAAGUGCAUGCAGUUACAUUGAGUUGUGAUGGCUAUCUGUUUAAAAACAAACAAGCAAAUAUUACUUUCAUUUGAAAGUAUAAUCUUCGUUAACACAUAUAUUUUAUUGAAGGUCUACUCUAUGCAAGACACUAUGUGUGAAUAAUACUUCCAAAUAUAGUAGUUACCUUUUGAACUUUUCUAUAGCUGUAAAAAGAAAAAAGUCUCACUGUUCUGAGCUUUAAAGCCCUCUUUAAAAUCUCAAAACUGAUUUGCAAAGCCUUUAUCAUACAGAAAAGGUGUACCUAAAAGAACACAUGUUCUCAUAUGUUUCCAAAAUACAAGAAGAUCUUGCUUUUAUAGUCUUGUAAUAUUCAUACUGUGAGCCUGUGUUUUUGAAUAAAAAUGCUUUCUAAUCUCCCUCCUUCUUACUUUCCCUUGAUAGCAAAAAGGGUGUAUAGUGUGGUUGUGGAUUAUAUAUAAAUCAAUUUUAAUUGACUAUAAUUCAUAUACUGUAUAUGAUCAUCUGAUUUGAAAAUCCAGUUUAAUUUGGGUAGAAAUUUGAAGUAUAUGUUGGGGUUAUGUUCAAAUGGUGAGAUUAAUGAUUUAAUUUAUGCCCUGUGAAUAUUUAUUAAGAAAAGGUUAAUGUAUAGAAUAUCAAUACUAAUUGUAAUACAUACCUGACUUAGCCUCUUCAGCAUUUCAGCUCCAAUACCUAGGCCUUUUAAAUAGACAAUGCAAAGUGAAAACUGCAAAUUUCACUUAACUUGUUAUUUGCUUUAGUUUAAAAUAAAUAAUAUCUAAAACUCUG
Messenger RNA from Homo sapiens (human), 6489 nucleotides. It is a transcript of the gene APOOL, whose product is annotated as apolipoprotein O like. Gene Ontology annotation, biological process: cristae formation. Gene Ontology annotation, cellular component: mitochondrial inner membrane; MICOS complex; mitochondrion. The transcript is spliced from 9 exons. The record is from RefSeq and is a predicted model, not a curated record. Bases 37 to 852 code for a protein of 271 amino acids. NCBI's taxonomy places the organism in Eukaryota, Metazoa, Chordata, Mammalia, Primates, Hominidae.